GCAAACGUCUGGAUUUAGAACCGAUAUCGUCCCGAAAGCGUCCGUGGGUUUUGCGGUGGAGAAUCUCGCUUUCGGCCGCAAUAAAACCCCCAGGGCGUCCGCGAACUCCCCUCUGAAGCUUGCUGUGCUCCCACGGACUCUUGUUUGCUCCCGUUCUGUUCUAGAUAUCCUCAAUAGACCUUUGUCGUGGUUACCUGAUAUCUGUGUCCAAACAUGGCUGGCACAACGACAGCGACUCCGACCCCUGUCGCCCGCAAACCUACCGCGAUCGCGGCCGAGGAUGAGAUGCUGAACGAGAGCAUUAAACACGAGUUCCCAGGAGCGGAUAUCAACAUUGGCGCAUUGCGCAAGGCCCUCCCCGCGCGUGUGUUCGAAAAGUCGCUCCCCAUUUCUAUGGCAUACUUCGCCUUCGACACUGUCGUCCUUGCCGGUCUGUUUGUCCUCUACGCCAACUUCUUUUUGCCGGAGCGCCACUGGUCUCUCGGUCUGUGGGCGGCGUACGCCGUUUGGUUCAAUGUCACUGGAAUUAUGCUCUGGUCCCUUUUCGUAGUGGGACACGACUGCGGUCACGGAAGCUUCUCUAACCACAAACACGUCAACGCCACGGUCGGACAUCUGUCCCACGGUUUCCUCCUCGUCCCCUUCUGGCCAUGGGCUCGUUCCCACGCCCAGCACCAUCAGUUUCACAACCAUAAAGAGAAGGACAUGUCCCACACGUGGAGCACGCCAUCGGAGGAGAUCAUGGGCGCCAAGUUCAUCAAGAACCAGCCGUUCCUCGUCCCUGUCGCAUACGCUUUCCUGUACCUUCUUGCCGGUCUACCAGAUGGUAGCCACUUCUUGCCAUGGAGCAAGCUGUUCAGGAACAACAAGGAGCGUGCCCAAUGCGCGUUCAGUGUCGGUGUCGUGUUGACCUACCUCGUUGCCAUCCGGUACGCUUCUGGAUCGUGGACAACGUUCAACUACGCAUACGUUGUUCCAUGGUUGGCCUACAACACAUGGUUGUACGCUGUCACCUACCUCCAGCACCACACCGCUGGCACGCAAGUGUAUAGCGAGAAGAACUGGACCUUCACCACCGGAGCGGUGCAGACCGUCGACCGCGUGUACGGCUACGGAAUCCUUGACAAGUUGAUUCACAACAUCACUGAUGGACACGUUGCCCACCACUUGAUGUACACGUCCAUCCCUCACUACAGGUUGAUGGAAGCGACACCUAUCGUCGCGAAAGUCCUCGGCCCAUCAUACCGCAAAGUCGAAGGCUUCCCACUCUGGGAGUUCCUCAAAUCUCACUGGUACUCCACCCGCCCCAUCCUCUCCUGGUUGCCGGAGAAGGGCAUGUGGAAGAUGAAGUAUCCCUCUGAGGUCGCCGCGGAGACCAAGCAGGAAUAGACGUGCGAAAACAUUAUAGUAUCUGGACGACUUCAUGUCUAUAGACUGAAUUUGCGACGUGGACGCCGUGUUUAGAUUAGGGCUCUAGACGGUGAUGAUGGGAAAUGACGGGGAGGUUCCGUUUUCGCUCCUCUCUCGUUUCCCGCUUUUUUGUACCUUCUUAUUCCCCUAUUUAUCUCAAAUUAAGAACAGCCUUACUUGCGCAA
Fimicolochytrium jonesii is the source of this 1595-nucleotide messenger RNA. RefSeq names its product omega-6 fatty acid desaturase, endoplasmic reticulum isozyme 1. The record is from RefSeq and is a predicted model, not a curated record. The transcript is spliced from 5 exons. NCBI's taxonomy places the organism in Eukaryota, Fungi, Chytridiomycota, Chytridiomycetes, Spizellomycetales, Powellomycetaceae. Gene Ontology annotation, biological process: lipid metabolic process. The coding region runs from base 214 to 1389 and encodes 391 amino acids. Gene Ontology annotation, molecular function: oxidoreductase activity.